GUAUCGGUCUGAUUGAAAUGCAUCAACCAAGUUAAAGGACUGAACAGUCUCAAUUGACUCUCAUUUUAUGUUUCAGGAGUAAUUUCACCUCUGAUUACUCUCAGCUUAGGGAGGGCCGUGCUGCAUGGCCAUGACAGACUCACAGGUGCAUCGGUCCGAUGGCCAUGCAGCAAGCAUCCUCGGAGGACUGAACAGGCUCCGUAAAGACCACAUCUUCUGUGACGUCCAGCUCCAGGUUGGUCCAGAGUUAUUUGAGGCCCAUCGAUUGGUCCUAUCCGCCUGCAGUCCGUACUUUGAUGCGUUGCUCACCAGUGGACUCAGCGAGACGCAUCAAGAUGUCAUCAACAUACAAGGUGUGCAGCCACACAUCUUUGAGCAACUGCUGGAGUUCAUAUACACUGGUCAUCUCGAUGUUACCACAAAGAACGCCCAAGGAUUACUCUUUGCAGCUGAUAUGUUUCAACUUUCUGAAAUCAAAGAAAUUUCUGCAUCAUUCCUCAAACUGCAGCUGCAUUCUUCAAAUUGUCUUGGCUUCCUAAGGUUUUCGCAAGCUCUUUCAUGUGCAGAGCUUAGUACAGCAAGCAGAGCUUACAUUCACUCUAAGAUUAGUGAGGUCAAAAAUGAGGAAGAGUUCUUUGAACUUGAUGUUGAAACUCUUAUUGAGAUCCUGCAAAGUGAGGAUCUACGUGUGGACAAUGAAUAUGAAGUCUUUGAAGCAGCAAUGAACUGGAUAUCACACGACCCCCCAAACAGGCGAAAACAUUUAGUGCAGGUUCUUGAGCCAGUGAGGAUACCGAUCAUACAACCUGAGCAACUCUUCAAGUAUGUGGAAGACUGUAAGGAUCUAAGUUUAAGGAUAGCCACAGGAAAGCUCCUGCAGGACUAUCACCCAAGCAGGAAGUCACAAUCAUCAUCCAAAGCAUCACAGGUCAAGACACGGCUACCGGCACAUUAUUACCAGCCCCGCAGGAACUCCAGGAAACGUUUGAUCGUGAUGGGCGGUUACUGCAAGAAAAAUGCUGAAGGAUGGUCAGGAUGGGGUAACACAACAACCCUUGAUGAUGUUGAACUGUAUGAUUCAUUCGAUCAAACGUGGCAUUCCUUCCCUGCCAUGCAGCAGCCACGUAGCGGCUUCGGUGCGGCCGUACUCGGUGGAACCGUCUAUGCCAUAGGUGGUGAGCAUGAGUCUCUCCUGUCACAGAAUGUUGAAAAGUUUGAUGCAGUGGAGAAUUGUUGGAUCAGGAUGGCCCCUCUUCUCUGUCCAAGGAGCUCCCAUGGGGUAUGCGUUGUGGAGGAUAAGAUCUAUGUCUUUGGAGGCUGGGUUGGUCUUGAGAUGGGAGCGGAUAUUGAGAGAUAUGACCCUGAUGAUAAUUCAUGGGUAGUACAUGAUAGGCUGGCAUCACUGAGAAGCAACUUUGGCGUGGUUUCACAUGAAGGUCUUGUGUACCUAGCAGGCGGGGCUUCAGAUACUGGUACAGAACUGAGGCUUGUCGAGAGCUACAAUCCGGUCAUCAAAGAAUGGACUCAGCUUUCUAACAUGCGGACAAGACGUUCGCAGUGUGCCAUGGCAGUAUUGGACAACGCCCUCUAUGUUGUAGGAGGGUAUAACUCGUCAAAGAACGUCCUAUCCUCGGUUGAAAAAUACUUGAUAUUGGAGGACAAAUGGUUGAAGGUGAAGUCAAUGAUAGUUCCUAGAGCAUGUGCCGGAGUAGCAGUUGCACACGGGAAACUGUAUGUGGUGGGGGGCAAAGGAUCGAGCAGACCAAAUACAGCCCCACCGACGUUGGAUACUAUGGAGUGCUAUGACCCCGAGACAGACACUUGGAUUGACCUAGGUCAUAUGACCAUGGGUCGUUGUGAAGCAGCUCUAGCAGUACUGUAACCAUGGGAACUGGAUUGACCGAGGUCAAAUGACUAUUGGUCUUUUGGAAGCAACUGCAGCAGUACUCUGACAAUGAGGCCGACCUCUGGAUUGAACUAGGUCAUAUGACAUGAAUCAGUUUUUACGCAUCUGUAUCAGUACGGUGACCAUGAGGAUGACAUCCGGAUUGACCUAGGUCAAAUGACCAUGGGGGUCGUCGUGAAGUAGCUGUAGAAGGACUGUGUGUGACCGUGAGGUUUAUUUCCGCUUGGUCUACAAGUUGUCGACUUUGCAGAUUGUCUUGUACCACAGGAUGAAGUCAUUUGAUCUCCUCUCAAGUUGGUCAAAUUCUGCACCGCUCAGUGAAAUACCCACUUAACAUCAUUUUGUCUAGUACCCAGUGUGUCGGAUUUGAACUUUGUCUAUUAUCCUUCAU
This is a messenger RNA of Lytechinus variegatus (green sea urchin), 2297 nucleotides long. RefSeq names its product actin-binding protein IPP-like. The record is from RefSeq and is a predicted model, not a curated record. NCBI's taxonomy places the organism in Eukaryota, Metazoa, Echinodermata, Echinoidea, Temnopleuroida, Toxopneustidae. The transcript is spliced from 5 exons. Gene Ontology annotation, molecular function: actin binding. Bases 125 to 1882 code for a protein of 585 amino acids.